Messenger RNA from Frankliniella occidentalis (western flower thrips), 2091 nucleotides. RefSeq lists its product as uncharacterized. The record is from RefSeq and is a predicted model, not a curated record. NCBI's taxonomy places the organism in Eukaryota, Metazoa, Arthropoda, Insecta, Thysanoptera, Thripidae. Bases 1 to 2091 code for a protein of 696 amino acids. The transcript has 5 exons.
AUGUAUAGAUCACCAUCAGCAUCAACUAUAGAAGAUUGGGCUACAUUCAUCCAAAAAACCCAGGAAAUUAUACUAUCAACUAAUCCUCUAUGCAAUGAAAUUCUACUUAUGGGUGAUUUUAACAUCAACAUCCUUGAUUCUUCCAAAAGAACCAGUGAAUUUCUAGACCUUUUGGAAGCUGCAAAUCUAUCUCCGAUUUUUAAUCAAUCUACAAGAAGAAACCUUUUAUCUGGUAAUGACUCUUCACUAGAUAACAUCUAUACAAAUAGUGUGCGCUUAAGUGACUUUCAAGUAAUCAGAAACUACAAAUUAUUAGAUCAUGACAUUCUAUCAACUAAAAUCAAUCUUGGCAUCAACAAACCAAUCAUUAAAUAUAAAAUCGGAAGAAAAAUUAAUGAAGAGACUAUGCUACUGCUUGAAACUCAGCUCUCCACAGAAGACUGGACAAAAGUCCUCAACUCUGAGGAUCCCAACCAAGCCUAUAAUGAAUUUCUAGAAAUUUUCUUGUUCUACUUCAAUACUAUCUGUCCAGUGUUAAAAUCUAAAAUUAGAACUGAUAAGAAAAAAAUUGUUAACUAUUCAGUAGAUAUUAACUACUAUCACAAUAUGAUAUGUUUUCUUGAAUCAACUUUACCCUCGAGUAAUAACAGAGACAAUGUAUUAAAAUCCAUUAAGUUGUACAGAUCUAAAUUGAAAUUGGCAUAUGAUAUUGAGAGGAAAAGAGCUAAUCAGCAGAAAAUUUAUAAUUCCCAAAAUAUAAGCAAAACUACAUGGGCCAUUAUUAAUUCAAACAAAUCAGAACAAGCGAGUUCUGAAAGCAUCUCUCUUUUAGUGCAGGGGAAACCCUGCUCUAACAACAAAGAGGUUGCAGAUUCUUUUAAUAACUACUUUCUUAAUAUUCCUUCAAUGAUAGCUCAAAAACUAAACAGGCACCAAUUUGAUCUAAGCAAUGUUCAAAAGGUCAAUAACUCUAUAUACCUAUAUGAUUGUACCCCUUUGGAAAUAGAAAAUGAAUGUUCAAAAUUCAGUAACAAAAAAUCGUCUGGUAUUGAUGGAGUUUCAAACUUUGUAAUUAAGAAAAUGAAGAAAGUAAUAUCUAAACCAUUAGCCCAUAUUAUAAAUCUCUCCAUGAGAACAGGAAUUUUUCCAAAUCAAUUAAAAAAGACUCUAGUUAAGCCGCUCUUCAAGAAAGGUGAUAAGUCAAAUACUGAAAACUAUAGGCCUAUUGCACUAACUUCUCCUUUUUCAAAAAUAUCCGAAAGGAUAUAUGUUAAAAGAGUUACUGGCUUCCUUGAAAAAAACAAGGUAAUAGAUAAAAAUCAAUAUGGUUAUCAAAAAGGAAGGUCUUGCUCUGAUGCUAUUCUACAUGUUAAUGAUUAUAUCCUGAAUUGUAAAAAACAAAAACUUCUAGCAGUAGCACUUUUUCUAGAUCUAAGCAAGGCCUUCGAUUGUGUUGAUCACAAAAUACUCUUGUCCAUAUUGGAUAGAUAUGGAAUCAGAGGUAUUCCUCUUAACCUUAUUUCGCUUAUACUUUCUGAAUUUGUUCUAUACGUGGACGACACCACCAUCAUAAUUCCUGGUAAAACUAUUCAAGAAAUCGAAGCUAAGGCUAUUGCUGUUCUGACCAAAGUUGAAAUUUUUUUCUCUUCCUUAGGCCUAGCUCUAAAUUUAUCAAAAACAAUCUGCAUGCUUUUUAAUUCAUCUCUCGAUUCAGCAAUUUCAAUCAAUAUUAACAAUGUCAAAAUUGAACAAGGUUUGCAGACAUUCCAUCAUGACCAGGGUCAACAACGCCAAUACCCUGCCCCUGUGUCAUCAGUGCUUCCACCACAGAUGGCUGCAGCAGCUUCUGAUGGUUUUUAUGCACCCGAGACCUCUCACCGAGACACACACCCUAUUCGCCAGCUGCAUCAGAGGCCAGUAUCAGAACAAACUGCCUUUCAUUUCAAUACAUCUGCUCCUCGUCCAUCUGCUGAGGCCCAAACUCAACAUUCAGGUUUGCAGACAUUCCGUCAUGGCCAGGGACAACAACGCCAACACCCUGCCCCUGUGGCAAGGGGAAACUCUGGUGUAUUUUCUAUCCGAUGGGUGUAG